Molecule: messenger RNA, 1613 nt
Organism: Amoebophrya sp. A120
Lineage: Eukaryota; Dinophyceae; Syndiniales; Amoebophryaceae
Source: the annotation of a GenBank genome assembly
CCUAGUCCCGCCCGACUGAAGGGUGUAUGUUGGUUUUUUUUUUGUCUCGAUACAACAGCGAGCGUUCCAAGCGAAGAUUGCGUCUGCUUGCGUUGACACGCGUUGUUUUUUGUUUCAUCUUCCACUACAACAAAAAUUUGCUAAGACCAAAAUUAGAAAGAUAUUCUGAUCAACACGUCCAAGAGUAACACUUGGACGUGUUGACCAAACGCAACUCUGAGUUGCGUUUUGCUUUCUUGACACUGAUUUCUUUGCAUGUAAGAAGCGUGCAACCCUAACACAAAGAGACCGCAAGCACGAGUCGAGAGCGUACGAAUGAUGGAAAAGGUGGUUAUGAUGAUUUGAUGCUCGACCUGCUGCUCCUUAUUUAAACUCGCCCUUGAAGACGUCGCGGAAAGCAAAGACCUAUUACGACAAUGUCGGACAGUAGUAUCGAAAUGAAAAAAAUCCACUGCGGUUUGCAUAUUAAACUGGACCGAAACUGAAUCGCAUGCCAAUUCAGGAAAUGCUCGAUGUUUCUUGCAGCGAGGUCCAUUGCCUCUACUGAGGGUGCUACACGGUGGUGCAGCCAUCUGAUCGAAAAUCGUGGAAUUUUUUCUUUCCAUAUCCCAGCACUGCAUCAUCAACGAGGCCUCAGAAACCGAUGCUGCUACCAAGCAGUCCGCCGGCGAAGACACGGUCCUUGGUACUUCUUGCAGCGUCUGGGAUACAGUGCUAGAUCCCGUCGAACUUCAGGAGCAACGCCAACACGGUGACCAAAGUGAGGAGUACGAAUAUCCGGAAAUUGUGGUCACGUAUGCAGGCCUCGCCCGAGACAAUGAAUGCAACAUCGAGGCCAACACGGUGGAAUUUUCCUUGGGUGCUGAUACCGACACCCAGAACUCGAUGUCCUGCAACCAAAAAAAGUUUUCCAUCACCAGCCACGAGAUUGACAACCUUGUGUACUACCAGAUCGACUGCAAAGACGGCCACGAACUGCCGAAAGCCUUCCUCGACGAUUCGCUGCCCGGCGAGCCCUCUCCGCUGGCUGGCAUGACUAUCGAGGGAGAUGACGAGACCAACAACAUCUUCCCGGCUGUAAUUCCCGUACCGGUCUACGAUAGCGAUGAGGAAGAGGAGAGCGUUUAUCCCGUUUUCAUUCCGGAACUCAUUCCGGCACCCGGCGGGUCUUUUGCCUCCGUGUCGACGGCCUGCUCUGCUGGAAUGGAUGCGGAGUGAAUUGACGAUUUCCAGAGAUGAAAAGGACGAUUUUGCUCGUUGCUGCGUGGAAGAAAGGUUCCAAAAUUGUGCCGCUCUGUAAUUCACUUCAACGGUCUGUAAUUCACUUCUGGAGGUAAUGGUUUUGAGCUUAGCGGUGCUGUGCAGUCACUCUGCCUGCAGAUUAGGAAUACGACACCUUGAUUUGCUUCCGGAGGAACGGACGUUCUUUCGCUAGAAACAGCUAUCCUCGAAACAAAGUGGUUGAUCUUGAUUGCGGUUCUCUAUGCCGUGAUGAAGCUGCGAGGUUGGAGCAAGCAAAGCACAGAAUGAACAAAAUUAAGAGUAAAACAAGACGUAGUUGUUCGUGCGCAGGAAUGAAUCUUCUAGAAAAGGCUUCCCCUACGCAACUGCAU